This is a messenger RNA of Oryctolagus cuniculus (rabbit), 535 nucleotides long. It is a transcript of the gene SMLR1, whose product is annotated as small leucine rich protein 1. The record is from RefSeq and is a predicted model, not a curated record. NCBI's taxonomy places the organism in Eukaryota, Metazoa, Chordata, Mammalia, Lagomorpha, Leporidae.
CGACAAGUUCCACAGGGAUGUGCUGAGCAAAGGCCAGAGCCCCAGAAGAAAACAGGGCUGACUCUGCGCAAAGCCACCUUCGUCCGUGGCGGGUGUGCACUGCUGGCAAUGAGCUCUGUGCUGUCAGCCUUCGUGAGAGAGCUCCCUGGCUGGUUCCUGCUCUCUGGGGUCUUCCUGCCUGUGGCUUUGCUGCUGUUCCUCCUCAUCGCCUACUUCAGGAUCAAACUGAUUGAGGUUAAUGAAGAACUGUCCCAGGCUCCUUAUCGUUCCUGCCAACAAAGUCUUAAGGAUAGUUCUUCGUCACACCGGAGAAUGAAACGGCGUGACUAUCGGGGAAUGACCAAGGCCAAAGCAUGAUGAAUUUCCACCAUCUGGACAGCAACAGACAGCAGGUUAGCUAGCAAUGUAGGCCGAUAUAGAAUCCUAGGGCACUUGCUGUGAACCAAGUUGAAGAGGGGCAACUAUCAUCUAACAGAACUUCAGUGAAACUCAGUUCUUCUGAAAGUACGAAGAAUGGAAGAUUUUCUUGGAUACA